Messenger RNA from Coffea arabica (coffee), 1832 nucleotides. The record is from RefSeq and is a predicted model, not a curated record. Lineage: Eukaryota; Viridiplantae; Streptophyta; Magnoliopsida; Gentianales; Rubiaceae.
GUCAACACGACGGAUUCGAAGGUCAAGGGCGCUUGCAAUUUCCACCUUCUGGGAUACUCCCAUUUAUGACGUGCCAUGGCGUUGAGAGAUUUAGAUAUAACAUCAUCCAAGUUUAUACUUUAUACCGCGUUUCUGCAACUUCAGUCUCUUCCGCCUCUUCGAUCAAGCCAGCUUAGCUCUCACUUCAGUUGCAACAUCGUGCUGAUAGUUCAUUCACCUGCCGUUUGACGACGCCAGCAACUUCUCAGUGUUCUGAUUUCCGUACCCCACCCAUCCUAGGAGAAGUGAUUUGGUGUAAUCGGCUAGGUCAAUCGGGAGAAGAACACAGAAAAAAUCGCUUCAAGACGAUGGUGAAGGAGACGGAAUACUACGACGUUUUGGGGGUUAGCCCCGCCGCAACUGAAGCUGAAAUUAAGAAAGCUUAUUACAUUAAGGCACGACAGGUUCAUCCAGAUAAAAAUCCAAAUGACCCUCAAGCAGCCCAAAAUUUCCAGGUUUUGGGAGAGGCUUACCAAGUGCUGAGUGAUCCUGCCCAACGACAGGCUUACGAUAAUUAUGGGAAAUCAGGAAUUUCAACUGAAGCUAUAAUUGAUCCUGCAGCAAUAUUUGCCAUGCUUUUCGGAAGUGAGCUUUUUGAAGAAUACAUUGGUCAGCUCGCCAUGGCAUCAAUGGCUUCAUUGGAUAUUUUCACCGAAGGUGAAGAUUUUGAUGCUAAAAAGCUGCAAGAAAAAAUGAGGGUUGUUCAAAAGGAAAGAGAAGAGAAGCUUGCUGAAAUAUUAAAGGAUAGAUUGAAUCUUUAUGUACAAGGAAAUAAAGAAGACUUCGUUUGUCAUGCUGAAGGUGAAGUGUCAAGGCUUUCUAAUGCAGCUUACGGUGUUGAUAUGUUGAAUACAAUUGGGUAUAUAUAUGCAAGGCAGUCAGCUAAAGAGUUGGGGAAGAAGGCAAUAUAUCUGGGUGUGCCAUUUAUUGCUGAGUGGUUCAGAAAUAAAGGCCAUUUUAUUAAGUCCCAAGUAACUGCAGCAACAGGUGCAAUUGCUUUGAUUCAGCUACAAGAGGAUAUGAAACGACAGCUCAGUGCGGAAGGAAACUACACUGAAGAAGAGCUUGAGGAAUACAUGCAAUCCCACAAGAAGUUGAUGAUUGAUUCGCUCUGGAAGCUUAAUGUUGCUGAUAUUGAAGCCACGCUCUCCCGUGUUUGUCAGAUGGUUCUACAAGACAACAAUGUAAAGAAAGAGGAACUCCGUGCACGAGCCAAGGGUUUGAAAACCCUGGGAAAAAUUUUUCAGAGGGCCAAGUUGGCGAAUGAAAAUGAAACUGAAAUGGCAACAAAAAGUCCACUACACAAAUUGAAUGGUGGUGACCCAGUGUAUGAUGCCUUUUCUGUGAAUACAUCGGCAAGAUCCUCAAAUACUGAUGAUCUACCUGCAACUCCUUUUGUACAGCAGAGCCCAUAUGUGGAGGCUCCUCAGUUCUCAGGUGGCCAAUACACCUACAAUUUCCCGAUGCCAACAGCACCACCUGGUGCUCAGAGACAUGUAUAAGCUUGCCGGAGGGUGGACUUACAGUAUCUGAUCUCUUAUUUCAUGCAAAAGGCUUGGCAAUCGGGCACCUCCCCCCAGGGCCCAGGCCCAGGGGCAUAUGGGCAUGGACCAAGAAGAAAAGUGAAAAACAGAAAAGAAAGAGGGAGAGAGAGAGAGAGGAAAGAAAAAUUUUCACAGGUUCUUAAUUCUGAACAGCUUUGCUUCUGUACUGUUGCCUUGACAGUCCAGGCAUAUUUUGAGAAUUGGGACCUUGCUGUUUGGGGUGCCUUUAAACGAACAUGAUUUUAGUGU